AUGCCAGCAGCAACUCCAGCACCACACACUAUUUUCUCCUAUCAGGGAUACGAUAUUGAUAUCGGACCAAAGAAUGCAGGUCCUCUUGUAUUGUUUUUAGGAACAACUCCAACAUUGGAAGAUGUAAAAGUUUUUGUUCAAUCACUUUAUGGCGAUUGUAAAAUAGUACCAUCUCCUCAAGAAAGAAAGGCUCUCCACAGUUCAUUGGAACAUGCUCAGCCUGAAUUCAUUCAAGGAGAUUUGAAUUUUAUUGAAAGGCCAAAGUGGCCAGGCUUGCAAUUCCCUCAACUUAGAGAAUUACAAAAGACAGAAUCAGAAAAGAAAAUUGAUGAAAUUGUAGAAUCUGAGUCACAGUCUGAAAAAUAUAAGAAUGCAUACAUGAAAGAGCUCAUUAAGAAAGCUGAGGUUGCACUCAGCUCAUUGAAUGCUGCAAAAAAGAAGCAUCAAGCAUUGAUGCUUAAGAAUGAAUUAGAUGCAUUUAGAACAGUUGCUAGAGAAUAUGGUGAGGGUUCCAGAGCUCGUGUUCAACAACAAAUUCUUCUGGAAAAUCGUUUGAAUAGUUUGGCGCUCUAA
Messenger RNA from Naegleria fowleri, 573 nucleotides. RefSeq lists its product as uncharacterized. NCBI's taxonomy places the organism in Eukaryota, Heterolobosea, Eutetramitea, Acrasida, Naegleriidae. Bases 1 to 573 code for a protein of 190 amino acids. The record is from RefSeq and is a predicted model, not a curated record. The transcript is spliced from 2 exons.